AUCUGUGGGGGUUUCCCUCUCCGAGAAAAUAGAGUCGUUCAGAGCAAUCGAUGAGGUUCUUCGAUUAAGUUUAAUCUGCACCAUUUGGUUAUCUGUCACCUCAUUUGUGUGUUUGCACAAAUCUCACGGUUUAGUUAUCACUGAGAAAUGGAUAGGAGGCUGAACGGAUUCACCGUUCCGUCGAGCUCUAAUGGUGGCACCGGCAGCACAAGAUCUUCAUCCCCAACACUACAACCAAACUACAGUAGCAAACUAGUUCAGGAUGCAUUGGAACACUUGGCAUCCAUUGAUCUGAUUGAGUUGUGCAAACAAGCCAAAGUUGAGCGCUGCCGUGCAACUAGAGACUUGAGAAGCUGUGGUCGCUAUGUCCACCAUGUACUGAAUUCAUGUGGGCAUGCCUCUUUAUGUGAAGAAUGUAGUCAACGGUGCGAUAUUUGCCCAAUUUGUAGAAUCCCAGUUUCAAAGAGUGGUGCUAGACUGCAUCUCCGACUUUAUUAUGAGUGCAUAGAAGCUGGCCUUAUUUCCAAAAGGUUGGACGAGAGAUUUCAAGAAAUAGAAGAUGGGGAGAAACAACUCACUGCUGAUGUCCAACGCCUUUAUUCUUUGUUUGAUGUUGCACUUGAGAAUAACUUGGUUUCUUUAAUUUGCCAUUACAUUACAGAUGUAUGUAUGGAUGAAACUGCUGUUUCCAGUGAUCCUGUCAUAGCAUUUUUGUUGGAUGAAGUGGUAGUGAAGGAUUGGUGCAAGAGGACAUUCAAAAACAUCAUAACUGAAUUACAGGAAAUUUAUAAUCUUGACGUUUUAGGAUUGGAAGAGAGAUUGAGUAUACUUCUGAAAUUCUCAUUAUACUUGAAGGGUAUAUCAAAUGUGCUAGACAUUUUGGAGUCGUCUUUUAAGGGUACUCUUUCAGCACAACUUCAUGAUUUGCACCAUCUCCAAGAGAGCAUAUUAAAGACGAAGCAGCAUAUGGAGAUUAUUGUUUGGUGUACAAGACAUCAAUUUUUGGAGAAUGUGAGAUCCCGUUUUACUGAUAGCUCAUCAUGGGCUUCAGUUGUCCGCAAACGGAAAUCAGAAGCAAUUAGACGUGCUUGGCCUGAUGCAAUAAAUCAAUCUGUGGAGUCAACAGGACAUGAUGGAUCUUUAUUUAUCGAAGAUGCAUUGAAUAAUCUUGAUUUGGAUGAGGGGUUUAUACAUGAAGUCGGAGAGGGAUUUGAAGUUGCAUCCUUGCUGAAGGAUGGAGCGUCAAUUUUCAGGUCUAACACUGAUCGGGCGCUGGGUUACUAUCCCUUCAAAAAUCUCCGUGCUGCUGCUGACUUACUCUUUUUACGUGGAAGUUCUGAUAUGGUGAUAGCAAAACAAGCAAUUUUUCUGUAUUAUUUGUAUGAUCGCCACUGGACAAUUCCGGAUGAGGAAUGGAGAUACAUAUUAGAGGACUUUGCAGCUACAUUUAGUAUUAGCAGGCACUCAUUACUCGAGUCUUUGACUUUUUUCCUUCUGGAUGAUCACACAGAUGAGGCUUUACAGGAAGCUUGUCGCCUUCUUCCUGAAAUUUCUGGCCCGGCAUCUCAUCCAAAAAUUGCUGAAGUACUGUUAGAAAGGGGUAGCCCUGAUACAGCUCUCAUGGUUUUGAGGUGGGCUGGACAUGAUGGUGGACCACACGUGGUUUCACUCAGAGAUGCUGUCACUGCAGUGCGGGUGAGGGUUGAGUGUGGACUUUUGACUGAAGCAUUUAUGCAUGAGAGAAAUCUCUGCACCAGAGUGAAGGAAAAGAAUUUCAAUAAAGGAGCAUCUGGGGAUACUUCUGACAAACUAAAAGGCCAAUAUAAUAAUUGGGUGGCGUGGGUGGAGGUCCUGGUGACUGAGAUUUGUUGCCUCUGUAUUAGGAGGAACUUGGUGGAUCGAAUGCUUGAAUUGCCAUGGAAUUCUGACGAAGAGAAAUAUAUACACAAGUGUCUUUUGGAUUAUGCUAUUGAAGACCCGCUGAGGACAACUGGAAGUCUGCUUGUUGUGUUUUAUAUUCAGCGCUACAGGUACUCCGAAGCCUAUCAAGUUCAUAUUAAACUUGAAAAGGCGGAGCAAGACUCCAUUUCAAAAGGUUCUAUAAGUCAAGAGUUUCUACCAAGAUUAGAAACUGCUAUUAACUGGAGAGCCAAUUUGGUUAAUAGAUGCUUGGAGUUGAUGCCAGAAGUUGAGCAGCAACAACUGAGGAGCGGAAACUGGACUGAGGGUGCUGUUAUUUCUCAAGAAGUUGAAAUUCCUGAUAAAUUUGAUGUUCCUCAGUUUCCGGAUUCCAGGUCAACCAGUUUAUUGAUUCCUUCAUCUGCAAAUUCUUCCCUCAUGCUGCAUAGAGAUCAAACGACUGGUUUGUUAAAUUCAUCAACUUUAGGAACUUCAACCAAAAUAAGCAUGCCUUUCCCCACUACUGGCCCUGAGCUUGGUACUUACGGUUCCCCAUCAAUUCGUCAUGAGGGGUUAUUUACUAAUAAUGAGGCGGUUCCAAAUCAUCAAGGUAAAAUUGGCAAAAUUCUUAGAUAUGAUAACACACCAACUCCAAGGAGUCAUAGGAUCCGUUUCAUGAAUGGUUCACCUCUGAAGGGAUAUAACAGAAAAUCACCAAGCAAUUUUCAGGAAAAUGUGCCAGAUAAAAUCUCGCCAGGAGUUGAACGGAAACUGCUUUUUGGCCAUAAUCAAAUUACCAGUCCUAUGUACUCCUCGAAAGCUACGGCUAAUCCUGCUACUAGAUCUACACUCAGCUAUCCAAAAGAAUUUGCGAAUGACUUUCCAAAUAUGUCUAGCUGGAAUGUCCAAUCACAUAAAGAUGGUGUAAGUUGGAAUAUAGGGUCCACUGAUGAUCCAAUGGAUGUUUCUCGGAGCCAUAUGGAGAAGUUAAAUACUGAAGAAAAUAUCAAUGGUGCACCAAGAUGGAGAUCUGAUGAAACUAGUGAUGGGGAAGAAGAGCAAGGUCUGGAAAGGGCUAUGGAUAUUGCUUAUUAUGCAACUCCAUCUAGGACAACUAGACGAAGCAGAGUUGCCAAGAGAUGAAAAUACAGCUUUUUUUUGGUAAAAAGAUUCUGGAAAUUUUAUGGGAAGAUACAGGAAAGGGCACAAGUAAAACAGAGUUGUUUAUAGGAUAAGAGCUGUUCCUUUUUGGAACUUCGGGUUUUUUUCUUAUGCAUUCACGCUGGCCUCGGUUGUGCAGCUAAUAUUCAGUGAAGGAAAUGUUAAUUUUAAAGGUGCAUUUUCUUACCCUUUUCCUUUAAUGUUUCUUCGAGUUAUUAUAGUUUUGGAGAACGAUUCAUUCAAAACAAUUCAAAGCUGUGUGGGUAUCUUACCGUUCCGUUCAAGUAGGUGAUGUAUCGAUAUUCUCUAUUAUGAAUGUAUGGAAGGUUGAGUUCACAAAAUUUUGUAAUCAGUUAUUGGUUUUGGUCUUCAUAUUACGAGGUGGCUUUUUAACUCAUUCAUCCCAAAUGGUCAUAUUCUUUCAGUCUUUUGUGGUACAAUUACAUUCCGUUGCGUACAAUGCAUGAUAUUGGUUUAGCUAUUUUGCGUUCUCCAAGUUGCAGUGUUACUAUGGGCUACCAAAUUCAGACCAUUUCAUGUGGAAUGCAGGAAAGAUUGUUCUAUUAUGAACCGAUUAAAUAAAAAAGGUUUGGUCUUUUUGACACCAAAAAUUUGAUAAUGAUUAUAUGAUACCCAUUGUAACAGCUACUUUAGAAUGAAGUUGAGCUCGUUAGCAUGAUGAGUUGAGAAAACAGUG
Messenger RNA from Gastrolobium bilobum, 3757 nucleotides. RefSeq names its product E3 ubiquitin-protein ligase HOS1. Gene Ontology annotation, biological process: protein ubiquitination. Gene Ontology annotation, molecular function: ubiquitin-protein transferase activity. The transcript has 10 exons. The record is from RefSeq and is a predicted model, not a curated record. The coding region runs from base 148 to 3042 and encodes 964 amino acids. Lineage: Eukaryota; Viridiplantae; Streptophyta; Magnoliopsida; Fabales; Fabaceae.